UAGAACGAUGAAUCAUCACGUUAAGUAGGUCAAUGUGUGUCAGUGGAAACUUGUCAACCUCAAAUCUUAGGUUAUGUUACUACUAUCCUUUACCAUCAAACUCGAUUUUUAAAUAUAAUUUAAAUCUAAGAACAUUUGUUUAAGUAUUUAAGUGUAGUGCGUCUUACAGCCAGAACAAUGUCAAUAAACCACAUCAGAUCUCACACAAUGUUCCAUUUGUGCAAACGGACUUUGAAAGUCCAUGAGUGUUCGCUGAAUUCUAAAAUUACAACUUAUUCGAAUCACAGUUAUUUGGUGAGCAGGCGGAAUUUGCGUGUGGACUCCCUGCUGGCAGGCACAGCAGGCCAUGCCGAGACCACAAGCACCCUGCAGGGGCUCUCCAAGUUGCAGGCUCAGGAGCUGGUUCUGAGGCUGAACGAUGAGGAAAGGUCCACUUUAACAUCAGCAUUGCAUGAGUACAGGUCCAAAUUGAUCAAAGAUGAGUACGAAGGUCAGCUAGCGGCAUCGAGAUGGAGAAGUAAAUUUGGGCGGCCUGCCAAACUGCCCAAACUGGGCGACGUUGACCCUACAGGCACAUACUGCCCUUUUCCCGAAGAUUGGUUACAGAAGAAAUUUGCUGAGUCGGUGCCCAGACCCACAACUAGAAAUCUCAUAGAUAUUGCGAUUGCAAAUUCCAUUCCUUUCGUUGGAUUUGGAUUUUUGGACAACUUUUUCAUGCUGUUUUUUGGCGAUUACAUCGACUUAUACUUAGGAUCCUAUUUCUGUUUAACAACUAUGGGGGCUGCCGCUCUAGGUAACACCCUGUCCGAUAUAAUCGGAAUUGGGUCCGCGUUUUACGUGGAACGAAUGGCCAACCGGGUGGGAUUCAGCCCCCCAAAACUUUCUCCCGUCCAGAUGGAUAUGAAUUGUUCCCGAAAUGCGGCCAAUUUCGGCCGAGUGCUUGGCGUGACGAUAGGCUGUUUUUUGGGAAUGUGUCCUCUGUUGUUCCGCAAACACGACAAAGAAGAGGAACCAGAGCAGCCAGCAAGUGUAAGUGAGAAAUGAGGUCGUUUUCAUGCUGUAGCAACUACUAUCUAGUCACACAUUGCCACUAUUUAUACCUGUUUAUGUAUAACGUUAUCGACAGAAAAGUAUAUUUAAGAAAAAAAUGUACACUGAUUUUAUCAUUUGCUCGACAAUUGUGACACUGGAAUUCUAACUGUAUUUCGCCGUUGUAAAAAAAAGGUUUUAUGUAAAAAUAGUUGAUGUUCUAGAUAAGGUAAAAUGCUAUUGUAUGUUUAUGUUAACAUUUAUGAAGACUGUAUUUAUCUUGUUACAUAAAACUGAAGCUAUAUACUCAAGUUUUGGUUUUUACUCCUUUAUAUACUGUAAAUAUACCUGUUAGACGGAAAUUCUAUUUUAUGAACUAGUUUGUAAAACAUUUCAGUAUUCGACUGCCUGCUAAGGCAGAUUGAAGUCUCUUAAAGUACAAAAAAUACGUAUCAUUGUUAAAUACAGCCAGUUGAUUGACUAAUUUCUUUCACAAUAGUGGCAAAAUAUGCAUUUGAGUGUACCUUCAAUGUCUUCACCCAAAUCUAGUUGACUCGUAAAGCCCAAACUGAGUAAUUCUCAAACGGCUUAUCAACCGACAUGUUUUACGCUCUUUUUCGGUCUUACGCAAGAACGGUUUUCAUUCAAGUUUUGCUUAUUUGCCAACAUAUUGAACAAACUGAAUGAAUGUGUAUGAUAUAUUUUUUGCGCGAUUUUGUUAUUGCAUGCUGCUUUUUACGUUUAUUAUCUACUUCUUACCAACGCGAAGUUUAGGCAAUUAAAAUAGCAAUCUAAUUGUGAUUGGGAAUCUUAGUUAAGGAAUUUGCUUAAUAUGAAAUGCUUUCAUUGCCACGAAGAAUGUUUUCUAUUUGAGAUUAACAAGACUUAACAGAGACAAUCAUCUCUAUGUGCAAACGCGAUGGGCAAACACCUGAAAAGCUCCAAAAAAGUCAAUAAAUUAGGGUUUUUUACCAGAUUCUCUUGAAAACGGUUGUAUAAAUGAAUCGAGCUUAGAUUUUAUCUGAAAAAUUAACGCAUCUUCCUCUGAAACAGGGUAAAUGUAAUACGACUGGCGUACAAUUUAAUUUAUUAACGCUUUUAAGUGUAUUCUAGUAGUUGUAGGUGUUAAUGGUUCUGUUUGAAAAUGUAAUAAAAGCUCUUUCUAAAGUGG
This is a messenger RNA of Dendroctonus ponderosae (mountain pine beetle), 2200 nucleotides long. RefSeq names its product transmembrane protein 65. Lineage: Eukaryota; Metazoa; Arthropoda; Insecta; Coleoptera; Curculionidae. The record is from RefSeq and is a predicted model, not a curated record. Bases 178 to 1044 code for a protein of 288 amino acids. Gene Ontology annotation, cellular component: mitochondrion. The transcript is spliced from 5 exons.